Molecule: messenger RNA, 825 nt
Organism: Raphanus sativus (radish)
Lineage: Eukaryota; Viridiplantae; Streptophyta; Magnoliopsida; Brassicales; Brassicaceae
Exons: 1
Coding region: 74-691 (205 amino acids)
Source: RefSeq, a predicted model, not a curated record
ACUUAUGUCUUCCUGGAUCCUGUCCUAACACACACACUUACCCUUUUCCUCUCUUAGAUCUUAUCUUCACAUAAUGGGAAACUACGCUUCUUGCGCUCUAAGCAACACAACGUCUUCUUCUUCUUCAUCAUCUUCAAAAGUGAUUCUCCCUGACGGUGAAGUGCGUCACAUUCACGCGCCGACCAAAGCCGCCGAGCUUAUGAUGGAGAUUCCUAGCUUCUUCCUCGUCGACGCCAAAACGUUAAAGAUCGGUCGGAAACUUAACCCGCUAGCCGCCGACGAUGAUCUUGAAACUAGAGGCCGACAUGUGUACGUCGCUUUCCCCAUGACGCGUGCCACGUCAUUAGCAAACGCUUCGGACAUGGCUCGGUUAUUUCUAGCCACCAAGAAACAGCAGCGCCGCCGUGUCGGAACGGCCGUGAAACACUGCCACAACGGCGGAAGGAUUUCACCGGAGGAAGAGGAGGACGUCGAGAUGAUCUCGGCGGGAUCCAAGCUGAGUUUAGAAGGCAUCGGUGAUCAGUUUUCGGCGGCGGAGUUUAUGCAUAGAAUCUCGAAUUCGAAAUCUAAGAAACCAAAGUUGGAAACCAUAGCUGAAGAAGAAUCUGUCCUAAACGCACAUGAAAUCAAACAAAUGUUGGAACUUGAUUUUUUCAAUGGUUUCUUUUAUAGUGUUAGUUCUCGUUUGUAGUAUUAUUGAGGAUGAGCAUGUAAAUGUAAUGAUUAUGGUUGGGGUUUAACUUGGUUCUUUGAUUUUAUGAACUGAAAAUUAAUAAUCUUAAGCUCUUUACCCAUUAUGAUAAAGUCUACAACAUUUUUAUAGUA